AGAAGUGUAAUAAAUUUAUAAGCUGAGUCUAAGUCUCUUAUUGGGCUUAUCGGUUCUUUUGUUAAAGUAUGGAAGCAAGCACGCAAACACCAAAGUAUUUCUACAAAGCACAUCCAAGGCUUGCAUCGCUGAUAAUACAGGUCGAAAAAUUGGAGCAAGAGCUUCGGGCGAGACGCGUAGUUACGCAGGACUGCAUUUAUCUCGGCAAAAAUGGAACACAACUGCACAGUGAUUUGUAUCGCGGCAUCAAUUGGAGCAACUAUAAAAGUGCGACCAACGAGCUUAGCUAUCUAGUCUUUGGCCAUGAAGUCUUGGGCACGCAUUCGCUCACCGGCCGAGCUGGACCCUGGACGGUACUAAAAAAACGUGGGGUCAAGCCGCCACUGGAUCCAAAGCAUGUGGCUGAUAUAGUAGAGCAUAUUAGAAUACAUUUUCAAGCUACUUAUACUGUGGAUCCAACGAAUAAUCGGACAAGCCCUUGUUGA
This is a messenger RNA of Drosophila busckii, 485 nucleotides long. Its product is annotated as early boundary activity protein 2-like. The transcript is spliced from 2 exons. The record is from RefSeq and is a predicted model, not a curated record. The coding region runs from base 69 to 485 and encodes 138 amino acids. NCBI's taxonomy places the organism in Eukaryota, Metazoa, Arthropoda, Insecta, Diptera, Drosophilidae. Gene Ontology annotation, molecular function: DNA binding.